Messenger RNA from Rubroshorea leprosula, 753 nucleotides. NCBI's taxonomy places the organism in Eukaryota, Viridiplantae, Streptophyta, Magnoliopsida, Malvales, Dipterocarpaceae. The record is from the annotation of a GenBank genome assembly.
AGUUUCCCAGUUAUCUGAAACUUCUCUUUUAAUAUGCUUAUGGAUCACACUCUUCCUCUCUAUUAAUUUACAGUGUGCAGGCAUAAGAGCUUAUAGAGCCCACUUGAUGUUGACAAUGCAAAAGUAGUGCCCCAGUGAUGAGGAGAACAACAAUUUUCCUAUUAGAAGGAAAAGAAAGGCUGGUAUGCUGAAGAAGCUAAGUGAGCUUACAACUUUAUGUGGGGUUCCUGCUUGUGCUGUUGUUUUCGGUACUUACGAUACUCAACCAGAUAUCUGGCCUUCCCCUCAGGAGGCGUGCAACUUGCUUGAGCGGUUGAAGAAUCUGUCUCCAAAGAAACAAGGUAAGUAUAUGCUGGACCAAAAGGUUUUUCUUAGAAGUAACAUAUGCAAGUUGGAAGAAAAACUGGAAAAACAGAGAAAGAAAAACCAAGAGCUAGAGAUUGAGCUGACUUUGGCAGGUUCCUUGCCAAUUGAAAAUGAAUGUAAUUGGAAUAACGUGGGGCAUCUGGAAGAGAUGCUUGGUCUUUUGAAGGACAGGAUUAAGUCUGUUACCAGUAAGAUUGAGGACACAAAGGCAUCUCAAAUCUAAGCAAGUUGUUGUUUGAUUAUGAGAAGAAAAUAAAUUAGAGUAUUUCUCUGAAUAGACAUCUUUCCUGAAACAAUGGAAGUUUCAUUUAGUUUUUCUUUAUUUUGGCAAUUGAUUUGAUCAUGUUUGGCUCAGAUCUGUGAUCUGAAUAUACUUUCACCUGAUUG